This is a messenger RNA of Ctenocephalides felis (cat flea), 1125 nucleotides long. RefSeq names its product 28S ribosomal protein S22, mitochondrial (gene mRpS22). Gene Ontology annotation, cellular component: mitochondrial small ribosomal subunit. The coding region runs from base 31 to 1125 and encodes 364 amino acids. The transcript has 3 exons. The record is from RefSeq and is a predicted model, not a curated record. NCBI's taxonomy places the organism in Eukaryota, Metazoa, Arthropoda, Insecta, Siphonaptera, Pulicidae. Gene Ontology annotation, molecular function: structural constituent of ribosome.
ACAAAUAGUUAAAUUAAAAAAUAUAUAAUAAUGUUACAAAGGAAAGCUUUAUUUUUAUUUAAUAAUUCUUUAAAAAAUAAAGACUACCUUCGUGUGUUUCAAUAUGCAUGUACACGCAACCUUGCAGGAACUGCUUACGAUGCUGAAGAUCCUGCGCCUUUAUUUGUAAAUCCUGAAGUGCAAAGUCUACUUAAGGAUCUAACGCGAGCAGACUUAUCAAAAGUGUUUCGCAAAAAAACUGUAGGUAAAAUAUGUCUGCAGCCCCCUGAGUACAAAUUCAUGACAACAGAAGAACUAGAAAAGUCUAUUGAGGAAUCUAAAGAACGCGCACAAAGAUUCCUACAAAUGCCUCCAGUUGUUAAGAUUAAGAAAGAUGAUGAUCGUGUUUUGUCCCAAGAUCCUGCCUUACAAGGAUACGACACAGCCAACUACGUAUUCACAGAUAUAACAUACGACGUCAAAGAUUCCGAUCGCCUCAUCAUCAUCAGAGACACUGAUGGAAAUUUAAAACCAGCAAGCAUUGCAAUCCGUAAACGUAUAAACCAAACUUACUUCCCACAACCUGGUAGAAAAAUAACACCACCAAAAAUGUUUGAAGAAUCAAACUUCAAAGCAAUUCUCAACAACGAACAUUAUGAAUUCAUUUUGGAUAGAAUCUGCUUACAAUUCGAUCCAAACGAUGUAGAUUUUCAUAAAUACACACAAAUGGUUUAUGAUCAUAUUAAUGAGAAGAAACAUUUUCAAGCGUUGCGUUCCACAAGGCAUUUCGGACCUAUGACAUUCUACUUGUGCUGGAUAAAGAAUAUCGAUGAUAUUUUACAAGAAUUCAUACGUACAAACACUAUAAUUGAUGCGGUACGUCUUGUUACAUUGUUUUAUAAAUUCAAACCCGAGUGCAAAAGUAAUGCCGGUAAUAGAGAUUUUAUUAAAACUAUGACGGCUGCUAAAGAGAGCGAUUUAGAUUUAAAAACUUAUGACGAUUGUGUGAAAUUUGUUGAAGAUUAUAUAAACCAGGAUUCGGUGAAACGUAGCCAAUUGCAAUUAGGAUUGCAAGCGCAUAAAGAACUAUUUAAACAACAAUUAGAAGUAGCGGAAGGUAUUAAAGCAGCCCACGGGCUUGCAUAA